Molecule: messenger RNA, 456 nt
Organism: Melanotaenia boesemani (Boeseman's rainbowfish)
Lineage: Eukaryota; Metazoa; Chordata; Actinopteri; Atheriniformes; Melanotaeniidae
Gene: apoc4
Product: apolipoprotein C-IV
Exons: 4
Coding region: 60-341 (93 amino acids)
Source: RefSeq, a predicted model, not a curated record
CAUAUCUCUACUUUGAGACUUUGACUGAUCUGUACACAUUUCAGCACCAACCAAACAGGAUGCAUAUGAAGUUACUUGUGUUCUUUCUCAUCUUUCUAAUGCAAGCUUUGGCACAGACACCGAGCCCAGAAGAAUCUGACUCACCAGGAAUUUUGCAGAGAAUACAAGAGAGGGCCAGGAAAGCCAGAACUAAAAUCCAGGAUAUCGUGUCGUUGGCAGUCGGCUUUGGUGGUGCUUACUACGAAGACCACAUCCAACCAGUGACUGACAGCUAUGUUGAGUGGGCCACGAAUCUUGGAAGCUCACUGUGGGAGAAGGUCCAGGCAACCGUUGGGAACUAAAGGCCAUUAAGCAAAUAGCCCAGCAUACUGAGUCUCAUGCUUUAGCUUCAGUUCUUACCCCUCAAUGUUUGUCAGUGGGUUUUGCUAAUUGUGAAAAAUAAAAACAGAAUCACAC